GAAUCAUAAGAAAGAAUUGGAAUGGCUUUUAGUGGUGUUUUUGACGACUUUCGGCAAAAUUUAGAUGAGUAUAAUGAUAGAAGGGAGCGGUUGAUCAAGAUAAGCCGAGAUGUUACGAACCUAUCGAAGAAAAUCAUAUUUCUCGUACACCGUCUCAUGAUGGAAACCGCCAGUGGUGGCACACCCGACUCCGAAAGUGUGGCCAAACGUAGUCGAGAUAAACUGCAAGAAGUGCAGUCAAUAUAUGCCCGGAUGAAUGAUGAAGUACCAGACGAGCAGUUUUGGCGUUAUCAUCAGACAAUAUCACCGGGUCUUCAAGAAUACAUCGAGGCUCUGAGCUUCACACACUAUAUUCAGUACGGGACCUUGAUAACAUAUGGCCAAGUCAGAACCUCCUUGUCAGACGAUAAUGGAGUCCCUUUUUUUCCCUUGCCGUUGGAAGACUAUCUCCUCGGGCUAUCGGAUCUCACGGGAGAACUGAUGCGAUAUGCGAUUUCUGGCAUUGCUCGAAGAGGCGGACGGGCCAAAGCAGGAGAAGUAUGUGCUUUCGUGAGGCAUUGUAAAGCAGACUUCGAGCGACUGUGCCCAUAUGUUCGAGGACUGUCCAAGAAGCAAGUCGUCACCGCACAAUCUCUAGAGAAAAUUGAAGAUGCUGUAUAUGCAAUCGUAGUGCGAGGGUCCGAGUACGAUCUUCCUCCUGAAAUGCUGGACGAGGUAAUUGCACGCACAAUUUCCAGCUUUAGCUCUGUCGUGAGCAAACAAAAACCUGGGCACAGGGGACGUGGCAGCGACGAUGAGUACGAAGACGAUUAUUGAAAGCAUUACAUAAUUACGAUCUGUACAAAAGCUUGAAAUCUAUACAUUGGAUGAGUGACGCAACUU
Messenger RNA from Serpula lacrymans var. lacrymans S7.9, 882 nucleotides. RefSeq lists its product as uncharacterized. The record is from RefSeq and is a predicted model, not a curated record. Bases 22 to 816 code for a protein of 264 amino acids. Gene Ontology annotation, molecular function: RNA binding; RNA endonuclease activity; sequence-specific DNA binding. Lineage: Eukaryota; Fungi; Basidiomycota; Agaricomycetes; Boletales; Serpulaceae. The transcript is spliced from 6 exons. Gene Ontology annotation, cellular component: nucleus; cytoplasm.